Messenger RNA from Desarmillaria tabescens, 1436 nucleotides. RefSeq lists its product as uncharacterized. The record is from RefSeq and is a predicted model, not a curated record. The coding region runs from base 53 to 1186 and encodes 377 amino acids. The transcript is spliced from 2 exons. NCBI's taxonomy places the organism in Eukaryota, Fungi, Basidiomycota, Agaricomycetes, Agaricales, Physalacriaceae. Gene Ontology annotation, molecular function: protein binding.
UGCAACUUGCAUCUUGACUUGCACACAGCGUUCCCUCUCGUGCCUUCUCGUCAUGGAUCCAGCAUCUUGCCUUCCAUUGGAGCUGCUUCACAAAAUCUUUCGACACUACUUAUCUGAUCGCAGGUUCCCCGUUGCAUCCUUUGAUCAUUCCGAUGGCCUUUGGGUCCUCGGGCAGGUCAAUAGUGCCUGGAGAGAUGCAACCUUCUCCGAUCCAUCUUUUUGGUCAACUAUUACUGCAACAUUCUCAUAUCAUGACCAAUUUAUGAGGAAUAUGAUCGAGGGUGUACCUACCGUACUCUUCAGUGAUAGAAUCGUUCAAAGUCUCGCAUACAUCCUCUGUCGCUCAGGAGAUAUCCCACUCUCCGUGUAUCUCCGCUUUUACAUCCACAAUCCAGACGAUGCGACCUUCCCAACCUGGAGAAACUUUUUCUUCCUUCUUACAGCACAAUCGAGCCGAUUUCGGUCCUUGGAUAUCUUACUUCCCACUGAAAUCUGGGAUUAUUUUUCGGGAACAAGACCAGAUCCCUUGCCGUGGCCUAACGAGCCGCACGAUACUUUUGAUACAGAUUGGAUCGUCCCUGUCGUUUCUAUUGAAUCAAUGCGUCGCAAGAUUCAUGCCAAUUACGUAGCUUGUACUGCUACCGAGAUGCCACAGCUUCGUCAUCUAACAGCUCAUGAAUCAUUCCUCGAUUCUGUUACUGCAUCAUCCUUGAAGUCCUUGAAAGCGAUGGAAGAAUUUUCUACAAGGACUUCCGCCGAUAUCCCGAGCCUUGUGGGCUUUCUCCAUCGCUCUCAAUGUGCCCUGACAGACCUCAGCAUCAAGUGGCGUGGCAGUCACGACGAACUCGUCAUCAUACUGUCUGGCCUGCCUAUGCUCGAGGCGCUAUCGCUUCGUAGCGGGUUUGAUAUCUCCUUCUAUAUGAGGAUGAAGUUACCAUCGUCGAUAUUACCCCGGCUACGGGCAUUUUCCCAUUGGGUGUAUAUUCCCCCCGCAUUCUCAAUAGCUCCUGAUGCAGAUGUUGCUGCCAUUAUCGAUAUGGUCGAGUCCAGGCUUGCGGGCGGCAUGCUGAAGAGCGUUGAUAUUGAGACAAUGAAACAGGCUAUAAACAAAGAUUUGAGGAAGAGACUAGCUUCCAUCAACGCGUUACCCAACGUGAAGGUUAGGAUUGGCGGUAUUUUCUCAUAGGAACCCAAUUUUCCAGUGGUACCUAUGGGCAGAGUCGAUGCAGCAUAUCAAUUGGUAGACCUGCGGUGUGGGGAGCGGCAGUUCGAGACGGAACAUCUGUUUGUAUUGUGCGAGUUAUUCACUAGUAUAGGUUUCCUUCAUUUGUCGGAUGAUAAGCCGUACUCUUUUCAUUGGUGGCCGUGAAUAAGCUCAAAGCGGCAGACGCCGAUGUUAAUUAAAAUCCGGUCCGCGGACCGAGACCUCUUAAAAA